This is a messenger RNA of Linum tenue, 303 nucleotides long. The record is from the annotation of a GenBank genome assembly. Lineage: Eukaryota; Viridiplantae; Streptophyta; Magnoliopsida; Malpighiales; Linaceae.
AUGAGCGCUGCUGCUUCCGAGGAAUGGCCCAUCGCGAUGUCCAUCUAUGGCGGCGGCGAGGCGGAGCCGGAUGGCGAUGUGGAUUUGGAGGACGAAGGAGAAGGUGGGAGCGGUAGCAAGAGGAGGUCGCUGUUCUGGAGGAGAUGGCCUUACUACAUCUCGUACGGAGCGCUGCUGGCGAACCGGAUCCCGUGCCCGGCGAGAUCUGGGAGGUCGUACUACACCAACAAUUGCUACAAGGCUCGCACCCCGGUCAACCCUUACUCCCGCGGCUGCUCCAGAAUCACCCGCUGCAGGGCAUAA